AACAUAAGCACAGCUGCACUUGCUUUUUGUUGGAUGCGCAGAUUAGCCUUAGCUCCUAAAACCAAGAAAAUGUGAAAGUUAUUGAUUUAAAAAAUGAUAAUAAUAAUUAAUACGACAGCAAGAUCCCAGUUGAUUUCUCUGCAUAUCCAGGGAUCCCUCUUUCGACAGCUGUCAAGUGAUUUUAGGAAUAAAUUCCAGAAUAAUUUCUCAACGUUGCACAGGACGGUGCCGCGCAGAAUAGGAGUCGCAAGCGCCAACACCUUCCAUAAGAAGCUUAGUGACGGACGUGUAAUCCUCUUCAGUGCAAAACUCUACUCGCUUCCACCAGAACAAAUAAAAACCUGCCUGACUGUACGUGCACGUACACGGACGGAUAUCUUCUCUCAGCUGUGUUCGUGCCUGUAAGUGAGAUCCCCAGCGCAGUCAUGUGCGACCAGACAUUUGUGGCGGUGACCUUUGGCCCGUGCGAGAGCUGCGAUCAGGCCAGCCCCCUCAUGAACAUCUACAUCAAGACCGAGCCCAUCAACUACUGCUCCUUCUGCGUGGAGAAGAUGGCGUGUCACGGGCUGCAGGCGGGGGAAAGUCUGGCCUCGCUCAAGAGGGAAAGUGCGACUCUGAAGAAGAAGUUGGACGAGGAGAGGAACAAGCUCAGCGACGUCGAGCUGAGCAAGGUGGCAGAGAAGGUGGAGGCCGUGUCGUCUCUGUCCAUCAAGACGAGACGUGUGCUCAAGGGCCACAACAACAAGGUGUUGUGCAUGGAUUGGUGCAAAGACAAGCGGCGCAUGGUCAGCUCAUCACAGGACGGGAAGGUGAUUGUGUGGGAUGCCUUCACGCUCAAUAAGGAGCACGCCAUGAGUCUGCCGUGCACGUGGGCGAUGGCGUGCGCGUACGCGCCCUCGGGUUGUGCGGUGGCCUGCGGAGGACUGGACAACAAGUGCUGCGUGUUCCCGCUCUCGCUGGACCCGCAGGAGAAUCCGAUGACGAAGAAGAAGCUGGUGGCCAUGCACACCAACUACGUGUCAUCUUGCACCUUCACCAACUCGGACAUGCAGCUCCUGACGAGCAGCGGCGACGGCACUUGUGCCCUGUGGGACGUGGAGAGCGGGCAGCUGCUGCAGAGCUUCCACGGCCACACGGCCGACGUCCUGUCGCUGGACCUCGCCCCCUCGGAGACCGGCAACACUUUCGUCUCGGGGGGCUGCGAUAAGAAGGCCAAUGUGUGGGACAUGCGCUCGGGUCAGAACAUCCAGUCCUUCGAGAACCACCAGUCUGACAUCAACUGUGUCAAGUACUACCCCAGCGGAGAUGCAUUUGCGUCGGCCUCUGACGACGCUACGUGUCGUUUCUAUGAUUUACGGGCUGACCGUGAAGUAGCCAUCUACCAGAAAGAGAGCGUCAUCUUCGGGGCCUCCACUGUGGACUUUUCCCUCAGUGGUCGCCUGCUCUUUGCCGGCUACAACGACUACACCAUCAACGUGUGGGACGUACUGAAAGGAAAUCGCAUUUCCACAAUGUACGGUCAUGAGAACCGCGUCAGCAGAGUUCGAUUGUCGCCGGACGGCACGGCGCUGUGCUCCGCCUCUUGGGACGCCACAUUGCGGAUUUGGGCCUAGGCUCUACCAGAUGGGAGCGCCUGGAAUCAACAAUCACGUUUGAAGUUGGGGCAAAGACAAAGAGGCAAAUAAAAAACUUAAAUGAGACCAAAAUCUCAAAGACAAUAUACAAAAAAAUAUAGUUUGUUUGUUUUUUUAACUUUAAGUGGUGGUAUCUUAUUAUAUGAAUUGCUGUAACGGGAUGAUGUCACUAAAAAUAAUAAGGGCGAUUCGUCAAGUAUUGUGGCAAACUGAAUCAUUUCAAAUACUUUAUGUACUUUGUACAUAAUAAACAGCCUGAUUCUGAAAGUGGAAGGACAACAGUUUGUCUAAUUGUAUUCAUUCAAAUAUAAUCCAAUGCACUUUUACUAUCAGGUAUAUCAUUUGAAAGUACUGUAAAGCUCCAAUUAUGUGCUCGUUGCUUCUCACCCUCAUGUACGGUAUGCAUAUAUUAAGAAGUACUGAUUUAUGUUUGUUUGGCUCAAAGGCCAUAAGACCGGAUAUUGAUCCCUUUGUCUGUGACACGUCUCGAAUUUGUUUCAGAACAUGUUUAAAGGUCUUUGCAGCAUUGAUGGGCUGUUUUUCUUCUCGAUGACCUUUU
Messenger RNA from Syngnathoides biaculeatus (alligator pipefish), 2193 nucleotides. It is a transcript of the gene gnb5b, whose product is annotated as guanine nucleotide binding protein (G protein), beta 5b. The record is from RefSeq and is a predicted model, not a curated record. The coding region runs from base 426 to 1613 and encodes 395 amino acids. The transcript is spliced from 14 exons. Lineage: Eukaryota; Metazoa; Chordata; Actinopteri; Syngnathiformes; Syngnathidae. Gene Ontology annotation, cellular component: cytoplasm; heterotrimeric G-protein complex. Gene Ontology annotation, biological process: G protein-coupled receptor signaling pathway; G protein-coupled dopamine receptor signaling pathway. Gene Ontology annotation, molecular function: protein binding; signaling receptor complex adaptor activity.